Messenger RNA from Pararge aegeria (speckled wood butterfly), 6082 nucleotides. RefSeq names its product tyrosine-protein kinase transmembrane receptor Ror (gene Ror). NCBI's taxonomy places the organism in Eukaryota, Metazoa, Arthropoda, Insecta, Lepidoptera, Nymphalidae. Gene Ontology annotation, biological process: cell surface receptor protein tyrosine kinase signaling pathway; protein phosphorylation; positive regulation of kinase activity. Gene Ontology annotation, cellular component: signaling receptor complex; membrane. Gene Ontology annotation, molecular function: transmembrane receptor protein tyrosine kinase activity; ATP binding; protein binding. The coding region runs from base 211 to 3165 and encodes 984 amino acids. The transcript has 4 exons. The record is from RefSeq and is a predicted model, not a curated record.
AAGUGUUGAUUGUUGUGUGAUCACUGGGUCAUAUCAUUUUAUUACUUCAAAUAAGUAAUUCUAAACCAUUUAUUCAAUUCUAAUUAACGUGCAAUUCGAAGGAAUAUAUAAAAAAGAUCCUAAGUGGUGUUCUUUCAUUAGAAAUGUGAUCGAAAAAUGCAAAUCUAAGUAGACAUACCAUCCUGGAAAGUGUUAUGGAAAACAUCAGUCAUGAAAUACGUUUGUAUAGUUGUUUUUGUCAUCUUACAUCCAAGCUGCUCGUCUCUUCUAAAUAAAAGUGAUUCAUUGUCUCUUGUAAAAGCAAAUUCUACAUCUGAACAAAAGGUAUGGAACAUAAAACUUGAUAUUAAUUUUGCCAAAACACUGCCUGCUGCCCUUCAAAAAUCGAGAGGAUCUGACGUUCGCUUUAGAUGUAAAGCUAUAAUGAAUUUCACGAAAGUGGAGAGCUACACGAAAAAUAAGGAAGGUGUUGAGACCUCAUUGAAAGAAUUUCCGCCAGAUCACAUACAACAAGCUUUAAUGAAAAAUGUCAAAGUUUAUUGGUUGAAGAAUAAUAAAAUGUUGACAGAUACAGCUAAAAUAGAAAUCACCACCAAAAUUGAUAAAGCAAAUGGUACUAUUGGCACUUACCUCAAAUUAAGAGACUUGACCAUUAAUGACGAAGGUAAUUACACCUGUGUAAUAAAACAAAAUUAUGAAAAAAAAAUGACUACAAAACUCAUUGUUGAAAAUAGAGAUAACUUGGAUGAUUUUGCAAAUCCCACAUUUAUACCUAUGUUUCCAAGCGGUGGUAGUGAAAAUGAAUUGGUUUUAAACAUCAGAACUACAGCUAACUUAAUAUCUGAGGGUAUGAAGGUGGAAAAUGUUAAUACUGAUGUUUCAAAAAAUACGACUACCCCACAAAAGUUACAACCCAUUUGUCAGGAAUAUGUUGGUAAAGUUUGCAGCUCUCAUCUCAAAGGGCAGUUUGUUUACAUUCCCUACAACACAUCCCAAGAGGCACUCGAGGAAAAACUUUCCAAAGCUUUUCAAGUUACUAGGUAUUCCAAUGAUAUAAGCUCUCAUUGUGAACAGUAUGCUCAACCAAGCUUAUGCUACUCCACAUUUCCCAUCUGUAGGAAUCCAAUAACAACUAAUAAAAACUUUUUUAAUGAAGCCAGAGAAGUUUUUAGAAUUCUUCAGAAAAAUGAUAAAUUGCCGGAAAUAAGUGAUGUUAAUGAUCUGCCUAUUUUUAUAUUUAAAAACAUACCUCAAGAUCUACAAUCACUUUUAAAAUUGAACAAGAAUUUGACAGAUCCAUUGAAUUAUCGUUACAACUCAACAGUACUGAGACGUGUUUGUAAACAAGAUUGUGAAAUACUAGAAAAUGAACUCUGUCAAACAGAAUAUGCCAUUGCCAAGAGACAUCCACACAUUGGUAAGCAACUGACUUUGGAAGAGUGCCAAGAUCUACCUGAAGACGACCCGGAUUGUCUCAAGAUUGGCCUUGGCACUCUCAUGGUUUCAGACGAUGAGUGUUACUGGGAAGAUGGCAGUGGGUAUCUGGGCAGAGUGAAUGUUUCCAGCAAUGGGAUGCCUUGCAUUGAAUGGUCAAAGCAGUUGUAUGUUAAAGUGUCUGACUAUCCAGAACUUACUGGCAGACACAGCUACUGCAGAAACCCUGGUGGAAUUAAGUCACAGCCUUGGUGUAUUAUAGACAAUGAUGGGAAAACUGAUCAGCUAUGUGAUAUACCAAAAUGUGCUCACAAAAUAUGGAUAUACAUUGUGGUUAUAUUUCUUUUUAUAACCCUUAUCAUUGUUGGUUUCAUAAUUUGCCUCUUUUAUAGACAUAAAAAUAAAGGUAAUGCAGCUACAAUCAGGGAUAUAAAUCUACCAAAUGCUGACAAGAAUAUUUAUGGUAAUUCUAGACUUAAUUCACCAAUUGAAAUGAAUGAACUAUUGACCAAUCAAAACAGCAGUAGUCAACCACAUUUGACUAUAAGUACCGCGCGUGGAAAUGGUGUGUUACGCAUACCACAAUAUUCAUUGGCACAAAUAAAAUUUUUGGAAGUGCUAGGUGAAGGAGCUUUUGGCAAAGUUUACAAAGGAGCACUGAAAAAAAAUGGUGAAACUCAAUAUGUAGCUGUUAAAGCUUUAAAGGAGAAUGCAUCUGCAAAAACAAAGGCUGAUUUUAGAAGAGAAAUUGAUUUAAUAUCAGAACUGACCCAUGAAAACAUUGUGUGCAUUGUUGGUGUUGCUCUUAGGGAAGAACCAUUAUGUAUGUUGUUUGAAUUUAUGGCACGAGGAGAUUUACAUGAAUUUUUAAUGGGCCGUGCACCUCCUUCAGGCAAGGGAUUGCCAUCAUUAAGGCUGUUGAGUAUUGCUGAAAAUAUUGCAUCAGGAAUGCAGUAUUUGGCUUCCCAUCAUUAUGUACAUCGGGAUUUGGCUGCAAGGAAUUGUCUAGUGUCAGAUGACUUUAUUGUAAAGAUAUCAGAUUUUGGACUGUCUAGGGAUAUUUAUAGCUCAGAUUACUAUAGAGUGCAAUCUAAAAGUCUAUUGCCAGUGAGAUGGAUGCCACCAGAAUCAAUAUUAUAUGGCAAAUUCACUACAGAAAGUGACAUUUGGUCUUAUGGAGUUGUAUUAUGGGAAGUUUAUAGCUAUGGAUUGCAACCAUAUUAUGGGUACAGUAACCAGGAGGUCAUAGCAAUGGUGCGCGGUGGGGAGCUGCUAGCGGCACCAAGCGGAUGUCCACCACCCGUGCACGCGCUUAUGAAGGAGUGCUGGCAACACACACCCCAGAGACGACCUAACUUUGAAAUCAUUGUCAAUAGGAUACAAGAGUGGAUUCAAAUGGGUGGUUGUCCUGAGGUCGCAGCGUCUGAAUCCGGCAGUAUCUGCGGUCAUCGACCCACGACGUCUAGUAAGGAGUUACAGGAAAGAGUACCACUUUUACCCCCUCAUUGCUCCUCCUCAAACGGCUCCCUCGCAACCGGGAGUUUAAAGAAGUUUAGCGCAGUCAGCUGUAGCUCCAAAGCAGACGACAAUUUCUCCACCUGUAGCGAAGUACCCCCUCUAGCGCCCAAAACCAAAAAGUACAGUUCCGGAUCUCUCAUAGACACAGAUAAAAUUGGCACCAAGGAAACCGUCGUCAGAAUACCCAACAGACAUUACGGAAAUGAAAUAUAGCCGCAGCUUAGAUAUUAUUAGACAUAUAAAUAUAAUUAGCUAAAAUUUUGUGCUAAAUAUAGGCUUGACUAAUUGUAAUUCCUAAGUAAAUUAUUGGCAUUGCUAUUUAGAUUAAGUUACCUACAUGAUAGUCAGUAGGCUUUACACACUCCGCCUUUUCCAUUAUUUAUUUAUUAUCUAAAAGACAAAUAGUAUUAUUUAAUUUAUCAAAGACUAAAUCAACUCUAGAUAUACUAGAAUUUGUGUUCACUGCACCUAAUAAAACCAUGAAUACAAAAAUUGUACAUAAAAAUUUGGUACACUUGCUCAAAGAAUCUUUUUAUAAUAAGUACUUUAUUUAAACAUUGAUAAAAUUUGUACUGAUUAUGCACGAAGCAAGCCCAGCUUUUAAGGCAACAUUUUUUGACAAUUUGUUUAUGAAUCAUGUAUAAAAUAAGUACUACAUUAAAUGGCAGCUAAUCGACCUUUCUUAGGUUUUAACUAAUCAAUCCUCCAAUCAACUUUGACUAGCGAACUUAUAAGUUAUACGGUUAUUAUACUGUAAUUUUUAUGUAAAAAGUACUCUUAGACUAAUUAGCUGCAAUAAAAAUGUAUAGCUAAUAAUUUUUCGAUCGCCGCUAUGACAUUGUUUUAACAGGUGGGCAUCCACUGUAUGCCAGUUUUCUUGGAGAUUUGGUAUUAUUUAGAAAAUAACCACGUCGCUAGUAAAAAAAUGGUGAUUCUCAGAAACUAAGCGUAACUCAGUCAGUCAAAGGUCAAAUUGUAUCGGGGUUUUUAUAAAAAAAUUACGUACUAAAUUAUCAUAAAAAAUUAAGUAAACUUGUUUAUGCCCUGAUUCUAGUCUCAAAGAUCAUUUUGUUAUGGCACCGAAAUCGUCAAGUCAAAGUUCGAACAUAUUAUGGACUUCGACUAAGAUUAUAGUAUAUUUUGCCAGUCUUCGUAUAUUGGGUAGUAAAAAUUACGAUUACACUUCUAUAUUUGAUUAGAACAAUAUAUCAACGUAAUGUGUAUUAUUAUAUCCCAGCGAAAGCAUCAGCAUUAAAUUAACGGAUCCCGUUUGAGAUAAUAAUAACUUAAUUAGGUAUAUUCUUUAUAGAAUGUUACAAAGAUUUUUAACCUAUAAAAAACCUUUAUCGACUUCAUAACUGACCUGAAAAAGGCAAUGACAUUUGAUAUUUGUAUACUUAUUAUCUAACUAACAAAAAAUUAUUCCCCAAGGGUGAGAUUUUAUCAUUCACGGCAACUUUUGACGACUGACAGCAUAAUAUAUCGUAUAUAUAAUAUUAGCAAAAUAUCUAGACAAUACUCUAUUUUUCUAACUUGUCGUAUUGUGUUAACAAUGUUUUCAUUCCGUACAUUAGUUAAUAUGUUAAUAAUAUGGUUUAAAAAUAGAAAAAAAAAAAACUGAAAAAAGAUUUUCUGUUUCUGUAAUAAUGUAUUGAGCCACCACCACCGACCACUGACUACCACCACCAACUUAGUGUUAAUGACAAAUAUGUUUACAGAUAAUUGCCUAUUUAAUAGAAAAUCUAACACAUUAUGUUAAUUUAUUAAACUGAAUUUAAUGUGUUAUCGUACUUAACUCCAACAUUCAUCUUUUAAAAUAUUUAAAAAACAUCAAAAAGUAAAAAUUGUAUUUCAUUUUAUCGGUUACACUAAGUCGGCAGUAAUGGCAGGUUUUUUUAAUUAUUUUUCACUAUCAUAAUUUGACAAGUAAGAAAAAAGAAACUAUUGAUAUCCUAUCCCAUGUUCCUUUGUUUCGUUUAAAUAUGACUUUAUUUUUAGAUUUGUAACUAGCUGAGUAAUAAUACUCUUUUAAUUAGGUAGCUAUCUACAUAAUUUUACUUUCGGAAUUGUAAGACUCUUAACUAAGUGAGAAUAUGAUAAUUUUAGUUAUUCAAUCUAAAUGUAUACCAGGAAUUGUAGUUUUUUUAACUGUUUAACUAGAAACCUACACUGCCAAUAAUAAAAAAUCUCUAUCUGCUAUGUGAAAUUUUAAAAUUUGUGGUUUGUACCUUGUUGUAAUUUAUACCGUUAUUAUACUGUAAUUUUUAUGUAAAAAGUACUCUUAGACCAAUUAGCAGCAAUAAAAAUAUAUCGCGAAUAAUUUUCCGAUCGCCACUAUGACUUCGUUUUAACAGGUGGGCAUCCACUGUAGGACAGUUUUCUUGGAGAGAUUUGGUAAAUCUAAGUUUUAUAUAAGUAUUUUAUGCACACAGCUAUCCCAUGGAGUUAUUUGACAUCCAAUCUAGCACCAUUGGGUAACAGAGCCCAACGGUAUUCUAACGAUUUGCCGCCCGUGUCCACUACAGCUCAGCAAUACGCUGAGCAUAUACCUAGCAAGCAUAUUAUACUUGCUUUUUUCUAACGUGUCUUAUAUGUAUCUAUUUAAAAAUCUUUAAAUAACUUUUUAGUGUUUUAAAAGUAGAAAAACGAAGUGUGUUAAAUAAAUUAAAACAAUCUACUUUAAACUAAAAAAUCACUUUAUAUUGUAUACAUUUUGUGACAUGUAAGAAAACAUAGACAAUACGUAGAUUUUACUACUACGUAGAAAAUAGCAAAACUUGCUCGAAAAAAAAUCUCAUUCGAAGAACUGGCUAUUUUAAUUCAAUUAUUUGAAGGAAUGCAGUAAACGCGUCUUGCCACGAAGUCUAGAGUGAAUGGUAUGAUAAAAUACAUCUAAGUACUUAAUUAAAUUACAUUGUGAAAUCCAAUGUAAAAAUGUUCCAAAUCCCAUUUCGUUGUAUUCCUUUUACACAGUACUGUAAGAAUAGCGAUAGCAUUUGUAAUAAGUAUUAAAUUUUGUUACUUUUCCACAUCUGUUUAGUUUUUCUUUUAUAGAAAUAUAUACACAGUACAUAAUUUCUGUACUUGCCAAAGACUUUUUUGUAUGUGAUACAUUUAUUAUUAUUUUUUA